Nematolebias whitei (Rio pearlfish) is the source of this 408-nucleotide messenger RNA. It is a transcript of the gene cenpw, whose product is annotated as centromere protein W. The record is from RefSeq and is a predicted model, not a curated record. The coding region runs from base 86 to 313 and encodes 75 amino acids. The transcript is spliced from 3 exons. Gene Ontology annotation, cellular component: kinetochore; nucleoplasm. NCBI's taxonomy places the organism in Eukaryota, Metazoa, Chordata, Actinopteri, Cyprinodontiformes, Rivulidae. Gene Ontology annotation, biological process: kinetochore assembly; mitotic cell cycle; chromosome segregation. Gene Ontology annotation, molecular function: protein heterodimerization activity; DNA binding.
GGAUGUUAAGAGAAGCGGGAGAUUAGAAAGCGUAAUCAGUUUUAGACGUUUUCAGUAUUUUUUUCGUACGAAAUACAAAAGCAAAAUGCUGAAAAAGACACCCAAACUAAAAAGUAUUAUUAGAACUAAAGCGAAAGGCAACGUAAAGUUCGGACCCGCGUCAGAAGCUUUGAUUGAUCUACUGACAGUACUGUUCCUGAACAACCUGGCUGAAGAGGCGAAGGCCAAGGCGUUUGAGGAAAAAUCUGCAACGAUAAGAGGGCAUCACGUUAAAGCAGUCUCCAAGAAAAUAUUAAAAAAGUCACGAGGAUGAAGACGACGAAGAGCACCAUGCCAGUUCCUCUGUUCCUGCUGCUGUUUGGACAUUUACAUUUGAAAUAGUUUUUGUUCUCUUUCCUGCACGCCCAC